Messenger RNA from Tauraco erythrolophus (red-crested turaco), 1149 nucleotides. NCBI's taxonomy places the organism in Eukaryota, Metazoa, Chordata, Aves, Musophagiformes, Musophagidae. The record is from RefSeq and is a predicted model, not a curated record.
ACAGAGCUGCCGGCGCCCUACGGUCCCUGGAUGGAGAUCGCCCACGACCUGCCCCAGCUGAUCGCCAGCCGUCAGCUCCGCUCGCAAGUGCACCAGAUGCCACAGCUGAGUGCCCGGCACCUCCAAGGGCGUGAGGAGCUGCACUUGGCGCAUCUGGUGCUCAGCUUCAUCACGAUGGGCUACCUCUGGCAGGAGGGCGAGGAGGGCACUGUGAAGGUCCUGCCCCAAAAUCUCGCUGUCCCCUUCUGGGAGGUCUCACAGGCCCUCGGCCUCCCCCCCAUCCUCAGCCACGCGGACUUUGUGUUGGCCAACUGGAGGAGGAAGAACCCAAAUGGGCCUCUGGAAAUCGAGUAAGUAUUUAAGAUCUUGUCUCUGCCCGGGGGGCAGGGCUGGCGCGGCCCCCUUGUCACUUCAUGCUCCCUCUCGUCUCCCCUUUCCCCCUCCCUCUCCCUCUCCCAGGCAAUUGUUCAGGCCGUUCGUGCCAUGCUGCAGCCCGAUGAGGAGCCCCUGCACAGAGCCCUGCAGGAGCUGGCACAGGCCAUCGGGGACAUGACGAAGGCUUUGAAACGGAUGCACGACUAUGUGGAUCCAGCAGUGUUUUACACUGUGAUCCGGAUCUUUCUCUCCGGCUGGAAGGACAACCCCGCGAUGCCCGACGGGCUCAUCUAUGAGGGAGUGUCGGAGGAGCCCAUGGCGUACUCGGGAGGCAGCGCGGCACAGAGCACCGUCUUUCACGCUUUUGAUGAGCUCCUGGGGAUUCGCCACAGCGAGGAGAGCACUGCCUUCCUGCACAGGAUGAGGGACUACAUGCCCCCGCCCCACAGAGCCUUUGUGGAGGAGAUCCACCGUGCCCCCUCCCUGAAGCAGCAUGUGCUCUGCUCUGGAGACGCACGGCUCUGCGCAGCUUUCAACCAGUGCGUCUCUGCGCUGGCAGACUUCAGGUCCUACCACAUCACCAUCAUCGCCAAGUACAUCACUGUUGCGGCGGCCAAAGCCAAGACCAGGCAAGCAAAGCCGGGCGACCAGACUGGGCCAUCCACAGGGAAGCCCCCAUCCGCGCUGGAGGCCAAAGGGACCGGUGGGUCCCACAUCUUCAGCUUCCUGAGGAGCAUCAGGGACACCACCAGGGACGGGAUGAUAAGCGCCUGA